AUGUAUAAUAAAGUAAAAGGGAAUGAAUUAAUCAAUACUACUGAAAAACACUAUCCCCCGCUGAUAGAUCCUUUUUAUUCAAUGAUAUCGAGACCGCCAAAUGUGCUUCAAAGUAUUCCAAUCAAUCCAGACAACAAGCUGUACGCCGAAUGGAAUAAUUCAGCAUCUGACUAUUUUAAAGAAAUCAACUACACAGACAAUCAUAGUAGUGGUAUACACCCGUUGUAUAAGUUAAGUCAAGCGUGUAGACAAGUUGACAGACUGUUGAUUGGUGAGGCACAGGAGGCAGUGAACACUUUCAACAGUAACAUUAAAAAGUCUUCAGGGAAACAACAGAAAUUAAUUGAAAGAAAAAGUAGAAAUUAUCAGUACUGAAGAUUGCAGCAGAGACGAUAUUCAAAAGUGACGUGAUUUUGACGAGAAAUUCAAUAACCUUUGAAAUCCUUCUUCAUACAUUCAAUCUUUACCUUUUGAUGCUAUUUAAUCAUUCCACUAGUUC
This is a messenger RNA of Trichobilharzia regenti, 499 nucleotides long. Lineage: Eukaryota; Metazoa; Platyhelminthes; Trematoda; Strigeidida; Schistosomatidae. The record is from the annotation of a GenBank genome assembly.